CUACUACCAACACGCGUACGGGGAGAACUUACCACCUACCUAUACAACUCUAGUCUUCAAGCCAGAACAACAACUACAAUCCAUAAUCAUGCUUCAUCCACCCACCCCCAAGACCACUCAGCACCUCCGAAACGAACCAUCAUGGAAACCCCAUACAUAACCCCCCUCAUAAAGUUCACUCACACAGACCUCGCGGCAAAAGGUCUCCGCAAACGCGACCCAAACGCCGCCAGAGGACCACCCAUAUACUUCACUGCGGCAGAGAUCGUGCGCGAUAAUCGCCUUACCCUGAUCGAAGGCCCCACUGGCACUGGAAAAACCACUUUCGCGAAGCACCUCUGUUCCGCCAUCUCAAAAGAUGGAAGAGUGGGCCCGACGGCAGUGUUGCGCAACGAGGAAGGGCUCGCGCUGGAAGAGCGCUGGGACUGUACAAAUGUUGAAGCGCGGUAUUUCGAUGCGCAAGACUUGGGUGGGAUGGUAAAGAUGGGGGAGGAUUUGCAUGCGUUAUGGGGUGCUGCGGUGGCGGGGAAACACGAUGAGGGUCGGGAGGUGUUGUUUGUGGUGGAUGGCGUGGAAUUCCUUGAGGCUACGCAUCUGGCUACCAUCGUGAAGACGGUGAGAGAGGCCCAGAAUCUCAGACUCUUACUGUUGAGGGGCUUGGACCCUGUCGGAAGUCGAUCGUGGGUGUAUGGCCGUGAUGUUCAGAGAUUCAGCAUGCUGCCUUUGCUGGAAUCACAGAGGAGGCGGACAGUGGGCGACCUGUUCAAGUUGGAUGCUGCGGAAGUGACAGUGGGAACUGGUGUAGCGGCUGCGCUGCCUGUUCACUUUACUUUGGCUUUGGAGACGAAGAACCGUGGUGAUAGCCCAGAAGAGCUGGUCGACGCGUGGCUAAGUGAAAGGGGGGAGAGAGCUACCGUGGAUCUAAAGGCAGCUUUCGACGUCUUAGAAGCGACCAGUAAAACAUCAAAACAAGCACAACCAACCAAAACGGUAGAAUUACCACCUUUUGCUAAGCAUAAGGCGAUACAGCAGCUCUUAGCCGCCCGGCAUCUUCUGGGACAGCCUUUGGAGGCAGCGGUCUCGCUUUUCAGUUCGUCACCCUCUACUUGGUGGGAGGUCCUCGCCAGCAUGUCUCGGCGUCUUCAUUUGAGCGAGGAGUCCGCCAAUCUCAUCGAGAAAUUGGUCAACAUCUCAGCGGAUCAUACGCAUGUGGGCGCACUACUGGCCGCCAAAACUCUACAGGACACAGAAUAUGGCUUUUGCCGAGAGACAAUCAUCAGCCAUAUGCUCACUAUCCUCGACAUGGACAUCCCAAUUCAUCUCCGCGAAGAAGCGGGAGCAGUACUCUCCCGUCUCGGCGAUCCUCGAGACCUGACUGCCCUCGCGACCAUCCCCGUCGGCAGAUUCACCAUGGGCUCAUGGGCAAGCCCCGACACCCAGCCCGUCCAACUAAUGAAGGUCACUAAGCCAUUCAAGAUCGGAAUCCACCCAGUCAUCAACUCCGCGUACGCCAAAUUCAUCAAGGAAACAGGCCGUGAGUGGAAAAGCGAAGUCGGUAAACACCCUCAACACCGCAAUGUGCCCGCCACAGACGUAUCCUGGUACGACGCUCAAGCCUACUGCAUCUGGCUUACAAGUGCGUGGCGCAAAAGCAAACGCAUCGACGAAGACGAAUACGUGCGGCUACCCACAGAGCCAGAAUGGGAGUACGCAGCACGCGGAAGCAAACCUCACCCCAACAAAUUCGCACAUGCCUACCCCUGGGGCCCGGAAUUCGUGACCAACUGGGAUCAAUGUGCCAAAGACUUUAUCGACUCCGCAAAUUUCGCUGAUACAGGGUUCGAUCGUCCCGUCGCGGUUGGCCUUUUCCCCCGCGGCAUGUCACCUUUCGGCUGCUUCGAUAUGGCUGGCAAUGUGUGGGAGUGGUGCAGCACCAUCUGGGGCGACCACACUAGACAUCGCAUGUUUUUGUAUCCGUACAUCGCCGACGAUGGACGCGAAGAGCUGGAUGCGGAUUGGGCUCUCAGGAGGGUCUUGAGGGGUGGUAGUUUCGCUGCCCCUGCGGAGAAGAUCUCGGUGUCGUAUCGCGGGCACUUGGAGCCUGGGGAUAGUUGGCGCGGAAAUGGGUUCCGGAUCGUGGUUUCCAAGGUCUCGGAUUAG
Periconia digitata is the source of this 2160-nucleotide messenger RNA. The record is from the annotation of a GenBank genome assembly. Lineage: Eukaryota; Fungi; Ascomycota; Dothideomycetes; Pleosporales; Periconiaceae.